AUGGGUAACAAUUUACAAAAGAGAUCACAGAACUCCUCAUCAACGACAGUCCUGGAAGAAGAGAAGGUGCAAGAAAUUAAUACUAUGAAGAGUAAUAGACAAAAAGGGAAGCAUAUGAGAGGUAAAAGCAAGCGUGAAAGAGAACUAUUAACCUGGGACGAAAUUCCUGACUGGCAAAAGGAUAACGAGCACAUUUUAGGGGGGUAUAUUGGCGAAACGAAUAGUCUCAAAGAGUGCCUCUACAGUUUAUUCUAUUUGCACAACGAAUCCGUCAAUGUUUAUACCCAUCUCAUACCCGGAGUUUGGUUUCUUACGGUGUUACUUUUUGAUAAAUUUGCUAUUAAAAAAUUCGAUACAACAAGGAUUAUUGAUUAUUUUAUGAUAGAUUUAUUUUUCUUUGGCGCAUUCACUUGCUUGACUUUGAGUAGUAUAUUUCAUUGUUUGAAGUGCCACUCACUAGCAGUCGCAACAUUUGGAAACAAGCUAGAUUAUUUGGGUAUUGUUGUUUUGAUAGUCACUUCUAUGGUAAGUAUCCUAUAUUAUGGAUUUUUCGAAUCAUCAUGGCUAUUUUAUACGUUCACUUUGGUUACACUUUCAUUCGGAGCAGCGUGUGCCGUUGUUUCACUAGGUGACACUUUUAGAACCAGAGAAUGGAGACCGUAUAGAGCGGCAUUAUUUGUCGCUUUUGGUUUAUCUGCUGUCUUACCAAUAUUUGCAGGGGUGUUAUAUUUUGGUUUCACGGAAACUUACGAAAGAAUUCAGCUUAAAUGGGUAGUUUUGGGAGGUAUAUUCUAUAUUUUAGGUGCUUUCUUGUAUGGUAUAAGGUUUCCAGAGAGAUUAGCCCCAGGAAAAUUUGAUAUCUGGGGUCAUUCACAUCAGCUUUUCCAUUUAUUGGUUGUCAUAGCCGCUUUGUGCCAUUUAUGCGGUGUGGUAAAAAGUUAUGAAUUAGUUCACUUGAAAUUAGCGACAAAUGCUGGACAUUGA
Zygotorulaspora mrakii is the source of this 984-nucleotide messenger RNA. RefSeq names its product PAQR-type receptor (gene IZH2). Gene Ontology annotation, cellular component: membrane. The coding region runs from base 1 to 984 and encodes 327 amino acids. Gene Ontology annotation, molecular function: signaling receptor activity. NCBI's taxonomy places the organism in Eukaryota, Fungi, Ascomycota, Saccharomycetes, Saccharomycetales, Saccharomycetaceae. The transcript has a single exon. The record is from RefSeq and is a predicted model, not a curated record.